This is a messenger RNA of Choloepus didactylus (southern two-toed sloth), 4214 nucleotides long. It is a transcript of the gene GALNT13, whose product is annotated as polypeptide N-acetylgalactosaminyltransferase 13. The record is from RefSeq and is a predicted model, not a curated record. The transcript is spliced from 13 exons. Bases 424 to 2094 code for a protein of 556 amino acids. Gene Ontology annotation, cellular component: Golgi apparatus. Lineage: Eukaryota; Metazoa; Chordata; Mammalia; Pilosa; Megalonychidae.
CGGCGGCGGUGGCGGCAGCGGCGGCUUUGCCGAGGUGACAAUGUACUAGGCGCCCUCGCUCGGUCUCCUGCGCCGCCUCGGCCUCGGCACCCGUGGAGCCUUCCAGCCCGCUGCUGCGCUAUGAGGGCGCCUCUCCGGGGCUGGCCGAGGCCGAAACCGGCUUGCUCUGCGUGCGUGGAAGUGUGAAGAGAGAGGCGCGGACGGGAGCCGGGCUGCGCGCGGCGCUCGGGGGCUGACGCGGAUUCCAGAUGCAUUUUGUAGGAGUAUUUUGAGGAUGAGUGUUUGCAAAUCAUUUUGAAAUUGCCAAGCACCAUAUACAUGGGAUGCAUUCUGCUUUUAUCCUGGAGUUCACCUGUGUGGCUUGGAUUUUUCUCAGUAACAUCUGUCUUCAGUUUGUGGGUUAACUAGAAAUCAAGAGAAGACAUGAGGAGAUUUGUAUACUGCAAGGUGGUUCUAGCCACUUCACUGAUGUGGGUUCUAGUUGAUGUCUUCUUACUCCUUUACUUCAGUGAAUGUAACAAAUGUGACGACAAAAAGGAAAGAUCACUGCUGCCUGCACUGAGGGCUGUUAUUUCAAGAAACCAGGAAGGGCCAGGAGAAAUGGGAAAAGCUGUGCUGAUUCCUAAAGAUGACCAGGAGAAAAUGAAAGAGCUGUUCAAAAUCAAUCAGUUUAACCUUAUGGCCAGUGAUUUGAUUGCCCUAAACAGAAGCCUGCCGGAUGUAAGAUUAGAAGGAUGCAAGACAAAGGUCUACCCUGAUGAACUUCCAAACACAAGUGUAGUCAUUGUCUUUCAUAAUGAAGCUUGGAGCACUCUCCUUAGAACGGUUUACAGUGUUAUAAAUCGUUCCCCAUCCUAUCUACUCUCUGAGGUCAUCUUGGUAGAUGAUGCCAGUGAAAGAGAUUUCCUCAAGUUGACAUUAGAGAAUUAUGUGAAAAAUUUAGAAGUGCCAGUAAAAAUUAUUAGAAUGGAAGAGCGCUCUGGGUUAAUACGCGCCCGCCUUCGAGGAGCAGCUGCUUCCAAAGGGCAGGUCAUAACUUUUCUCGAUGCACAUUGUGAAUGCACAUUAGGAUGGCUGGAACCCUUGCUGGCAAGAAUAAAAGAAGACAGAAAAACAGUUGUAUGCCCCAUCAUUGAUGUGAUUAGUGAUGAUACCUUUGAAUAUAUGGCCGGGUCAGACAUGACUUAUGGGGGUUUUAACUGGAAACUGAAUUUCCGCUGGUAUCCUGUUCCCCAAAGAGAAAUGGAUAGGAGGAAAGGAGACAGGACUUUACCAGUCAGGACCCCUACUAUGGCUGGUGGCCUAUUUUCUAUUGACAGAAACUACUUUGAAGAGAUAGGAACUUACGAUGCAGGAAUGGAUAUCUGGGGUGGAGAGAAUCUUGAAAUGUCAUUUAGGAUUUGGCAGUGUGGAGGCUCAUUGGAGAUUGUUACCUGCUCCCAUGUUGGCCACGUUUUUCGGAAGGCAACCCCAUACACUUUCCCUGGUGGCACUGGCCAUGUCAUCAAUAAGAACAACAGGAGACUGGCAGAAGUUUGGAUGGAUGAAUUUAAAGAUUUCUUCUAUAUCAUAUCCCCAGGUGUUGUCAAAGUGGAUUAUGGAGAUGUGACAGUCAGAAAAACACUAAGAGAAAAUCUGAAGUGUAAGCCUUUCUCUUGGUACCUAGAAAACAUCUAUCCGGACUCCCAGAUCCCAAGACGUUAUUACUCACUUGGUGAGGUAAGAAAUGUUGAAACCAAUCAAUGUUUAGACAACAUGGGCCGCAAGGAAAAUGAAAAAGUGGGUAUAUUCAACUGUCAUGGUAUGGGAGGAAAUCAGGUAUUUUCUUACACUGCUGACAAAGAAAUCCGAACCGAUGACUUAUGCUUGGAUGUUUCUAGACUCAAUGGACCUGUAAUCAUGUUAAAAUGCCACCAUAUGAGAGGAAAUCAAUUAUGGGAAUAUGAUGCUGAGAGACUCACCUUGAGACAUGUUAACAGUAACCAAUGUCUUGAUGAACCUUCUGAGGAAGACAAAAUGGUGCCUACCAUGCAGGACUGUAGUGGAAGCAGGUCCCAACAGUGGCUGCUAAGGAACAUGACCUUGGGGGCAUGACACCUGAGGACUGUUUUCCCCAAGCCAGGAAAGUGUCUACACUUAUGUUUUUCCAUUAUUUCAAUUAGGGGAAGUAUUAACUUUGCUGAAUUGAAAGUUUUAAAAAUCCUUUUAGUAUUUUAAAACACAGUUGUUUAUAAUUCAUUUUUAGGAACAUUUGCUUAUUUCCCUCCUGAAAUUUGUACCUGAUCAAAAAAGCACAUAAAAAAUAUAAAUAACAGCAAACUGUUAUUAAACAUCACAACAACUUAAAAAACAAAUUGUGUUUGCUUUAAAAAAAAUCCUUAUUGCUCUCAUCUAACAUAGUCAGUUGGGGGUUAUUUUGGUUUUAGUUUUUCUUAUAGUGAUUGAAAGACAGACAAUGUAAAAUGCCUUAUGAGAUGUCUUCAUUAUGAAAUAUUAUUUUAUAAACUCACUCUGUUUCUACUAGGCUUUCAUGGAAACAUCUUGAAUUUCCAUGUCAAUAAUAUAUCCAAAUAUUAAAUUAUUUCUGAGCAGUGAAUUCGUUAUACAAAAUAAGUUCCAAGUUUUAUACCAAGAAAAAAAUGGGAAUUGGAUAUUAAAUGCACAGAAUCCUUAUGAAAGCAUCACAUGUAAAGAAAGAAGAGGUUAAUUUGAAAAUUCAAUUGAAAGUACACGAACUCUAAAGAACUUAGCGAGAUAUUGAGAGGGGAACAAGAAGAAGCUAAAAUACGAUUAAAUCAUUUUAAGAAGUACUCUGGCUGGGUUCCAGUCACUCCUAACACAGGCUGAAGUGAAAGAAUUGUCUUAGUUCCAGAGUUGACGUCGGAAACUCACUACUGUCUUUUUCUCUUCACUUGAGAGAUUGUGGCUUGUCACUUAAUAAUGGACAGAUUUACAUGUAAAACAUAGUUUUCGCCUGCAUUUUUAACUCUUUUGCAUUUGAAUGUUUUAGUUACAUAACCAUUGUAAUUUUAAUUUUAUAUUUUUAAAUAAGAAUGCAUUAUUAUCAGAAUUUCCUUGCUAUGCUACAAUAGCUACAUUUUUCAUCACUAGAGGAAGAAAGAAUUCAGUACACAUCCAUUGAACUUCUAUUUUAAUUAAAACUUCUAUUUUAAUUGCUAAAUAUCAUUUUCCAUAAAUAUGGCUCAAGGAACACAGCAUAAUUAGGCUAACUUCACAUGUUCUUAAUCCGUCUUAAAACACUUUGUUUUUAAAGUUCAAGAGCAGAAGACAUGAAAAGAGGAAAAAUCUAUCAGUGGAUUCCUACUAAUAAGUUUCUGAAUUUGACAUCAUGUAAAAUGCUUUUACCAUAAAAUUGCUCUACAUGUGUGUAUUUUAUUAAUUAUGAAUGCACUCAGCAGCUAAUAGAAAUUUGAAAGACAGAAAAAAAGGAAAGCGAAUUCUGUGGAGCAGAAGGCUUCACAUCUUUGAUCCUCAUUUUCUCUUAAGCUCUUAUAAAAAAAUUUAAUCAGUUUGGCUAUAUACAGACCCACUCUCUUUCUCUCUCUCUCACACACACACAUACACACUCACACACAUAUACAAAGACAGCUCACACAAACACUGCUUUAUAAUGAAAAGAAAAAAACUUUUCUUAAGACCGGUAAAACCUUGUAUGAAUUUUCUCAGCUAGCAUUCUCAGCUAGUGUCUCCUUUGGCUUACCCUGGUACAACUAUGGGGAAGUCGUCUACAACCUGUGUACUCCUUAAAAGCUUCUUCAAGACCACUUACCGUGUAAACAGCCCCACCCUGAGGUCUCUGGCAAUCCGUGAAUCUCUAAAAUUGUAAACAAAAGUGUGUGUCAGGGUAGUUUUCUGAGGAGAGAAUUGAUAGCUUACAGCAUUCUCACAAAGGAAGUUCCAACUCCCAAGAGGUUGAGAAUCACUAUUUUAAAUUGAUAGUGGCCUCCCAAGUCAACUGUGCCUAAUUUAACAAUCACAUUUUCCACUUUCACUCUCUUUUUCUUGUUUCUUCUCUUAUCUGGCCUAAAAUAAGGUAAAAUGUUCCUGCACAACAUUCUUCUUUAAACUUAAGGAUUCCUUUAUACAAUUUGUUCCACUCAUCAUUGAUUUGCCAAUCAAAUGCAUGUUAUCUAGAAAAUCAUCAAUGACAGAUUUAAAAAAAAAAAACAUACCUACUCCAUUGAAACUGAAUU